Molecule: messenger RNA, 3885 nt
Organism: Lingula anatina
Lineage: Eukaryota; Metazoa; Brachiopoda; Lingulata; Lingulida; Lingulidae
Product: transmembrane protein 184B
Source: RefSeq, a predicted model, not a curated record
AAAAUAUUAUUAUGUAGAUAGCUUGGGGGUAUUUUGUAUAAUUGCAUGGAAUGGGAAUUGAAUUUUCCCUGAGGACUAUACAGAAUACACAUGAUAUGAUGAAAAUAUUACAAGUAUUUCACUGUGUUAGAAAUUGUUUCUUUUCUGUUACAAGUUUUAAGUUUUUACAUAGAAGUAUUUCAACCAGCUUUGAUACAAUAUCUGAGCAUUGCUGGUUCAAAGGUCUUUGGAAACUUUUCCCUUUACAAACAAAAGGUAUUAAUUAAUGGUGUGCUGUAUGGUAUUGUAUGUGUUAAUUGCCUCUGGAUAAUGGCAUGUAUGUAGAUGUAACAUGUAUCGUGCAUGCAAUAUAUGAGCAAAAAUUAUCAUUAUUACUAUUUAUUAGCCAAAAAUACUGUCUGUGAAACACAUUGCUUGGUGACGAAAAGUUAAAUUCAUCAUUGACAUGUUUCUGAUUGCUGUGGCAUUGAGUUAAAGCAAAUAUUAAGCAAUGGAUACAACAGAAAGCUAAAAUACAUCCUAAAAUUUAAAUAGUAAGAUCAUGGAAAAAAGCAACAGAAUUAUAUAUGAAUGAUAUACUUAACUAGUACUUUGAAUCCAUGUCAUUGAAAGAAGUACAUGAAGUAGGUUACACUGUAUCUGGCACCACUAUCAAAAAAGUAAAUAGAUAAAAAGUAGGGAAAAAAGUGUCAAAUUUUGUCUGCUUGAUGUUUAUGUUGUAAUUAUACAUAUUGGUGUUAUGCGGGUGAUCAGGCAUACUACAUGGGAGAAGGCAAGGCUUACAGCUUACGCCAGGGGUUAUGAACACAAUAUAUGUUGGUAUAAUCAGAUAUACUAUAUACUGUGAUGUCAGCAACCCUGUAAUGCUUUGCAAGCCACUCUGCAGGGGUUUCCGUUAUUUUCUUCACAGUUCUCUGCCUCCCACUUUCUCAGUGUAUAUUCACACUGAAAAAAAUUGAGCCGGUGCUAGAGCAAUAUUAUUGAUAUCAUAGCAAUAUGACAGUUGCCCUUGCAGCAGUGCUCCACCUUGUUGAAUAGAGGGGUUCACUCUGUUCACUGGGACAGGCAAACACUGAACUGGCAGUAUUCCAGUUUCCAUUUUGUAUCAAACAUUAAAACUUGCUUUGAUCUGGAGGGAUUUUUUCCAUGUGAAUGCAACCUAGGUUAGCAUUGUGAGUGGAGCAGCCAGCAAACCUCUGAACAGAUAAGUGAUGCUUAGUAUGCUAAUGAAAAAUCAAUGCUCGGGAGAAACUGCUAUAGAAACAGACUAAUAUGAACAUGCAGGAGAAUAUGUGUCUUCUUAAGUAGGGCCUGCUUGCCUGCUCUACCAUAUGGAGCGUGACACAUUAGAUCGGUAAAGAGUGAGGGAAUUUGCUUGAUACUCGUGAAGGCCUCAUCAGUGAGGAGUUUCAUUAAGAUGGCUGGUGUCAAUAACUCCAGUACAACAGUCCAUGGCUCUGAUGUCACUGCCACAAUCUUUACUGCAGCUAGUACAAUGUUAACAGAGAACACGGGAUCCCAGAGUCCACAGAAUACAACCCCCAUCAUCAAUGUGACCACCCACCAGCCACCUAUAUUCCUACAGUCUGCUGCAGCACAGGGCAUUUCUGGAGCACUGGCAUUUGCUGCACUGUUUAUUACAGUGCACCAGAUCUAUCUGUAUUUGAGAUAUUACAAUGUCCCCAAUGAGCAGCGUUGGAUUGUGCGAAUCCUGUUCAUUGUCCCCAUCUACUCCUUUGACUCCUGGCUAAGUCUCAUGUUCUUCAGCAAUGACAGCUAUUAUGUUUAUUUUGACAGUGUGAGGGACUGUUAUGAAGCAUUUGUCAUCUACAAUUUCCUGAGUCUGUGUUAUGAAUACCUUGGUGGAGAGGGUGCAAUAAUGACAGAGAUUAGAGGAAAACCAAUAAGGGCCAGUUGGUUUUGGUGCACGUGCUGCUUAGCUGGCAAGACGUACACCAUCGGAUUUUUGAGAUUUUGUAAACAGGCUACCCUUCAGUUCUGCAUUGUCAAGCCAGUGAUGGCUAUUAUAACCCUCAUCCUGCAGCCAUUUGACUAUUACAAAGACGGCAAUUUCUCCCCAGAGAGUGGUUAUCUGUACAUUACCAUAGUCUACAAUAUAUCAGUGAGUCUGGCCCUGUAUGCCCUGUUCCUGUUCUACCAGGCCACCAAGGAACUGCUUAGCCCAUAUGAUCCAGUGCUGAAGUUCUGUGUUGUCAAGUCAGUCAUUUUCUUGUCAUUCUGGCAAGGAGUGGUCCUUGCCAUCUUAGAGAAGGCAGGUGCUAUAAGCCCCAUUUAUUCAGACAACGGAGUCCAAGUAGCAGGCCAAGGAACAGUGGCAGCUGGAUACCAGAACUUUUUUAUCUGUAUCGAAAUGUUUGUGGCUGCCAUUGCACUGAGAUUUGCAUUCCCACACAGCAUUUACAUGGACCAGCCGGCGACAGGCCACGGGCGCACGGUGUCCCUUCAGAGUAUUUCCAGCAACCUGAAAGAAACCAUGAACCCCAAGGAUAUCAUGCAGGACGCAGUGCACAACUUCCACCCGCAGUACCAGCAGUACACUCAGCAUGAUACCAAGAUGUCCAAGGAAGAGGAAAGGAUCGAGGCUGAAAGGGACAGGAGAUACCAACAAAAUGGUGAAAUUCAACGGCAUCAGCAAUUGCAGCAGCAGCAGCAACAGCAACAUCAUCGCCCACAAGGUACACCUGCAAAAAUGAGGUACAAUGAAAAGACUACACUUCUGAGUUCUGAUGACGAGUUUCAGUAAAACUUACAUGUCUUACAUUGAGGAGGAAAUCUCAAUUUAGGCACUGACUUAGAAAAACCAAAAUCAAGCUUACUAUAAAGAAUCUGCUAGAUAACAAGUUGAUUGAUAAGGUUUUCAUAGGAAAAUUGAAUAGAAAUAUCCUCGUCUUGAUUGAAUAGACCAUAUUAUUCACGGGCAAUUUUGUUUAAGUUGAUAGUUUAUCUGUAAUUUCUUAUGGUAGUUUCUUUUCUGAAGAUAGGAUUAAAUUACUUAAACUUUGCAAGGUACUGCAUCUACAGAUAACCAAUUGCUGUUGGUAUUAAUACUUUUUUAUUUAGUCAGAAUAGUACUUUGGAGCUGCAAUAUUCAGAGAAUAUUGUGAAUGCAAGUGUAUCAGUGCAUCAAUCUGUCAAUUUAUAGUACCAGCAUAGACGUCCAAUCCCAAGGACUAAGCCCAAGCAAAAUGUGAGGCCCUUGGUUCAAGGACUUAUUCCUAUCUAUCCACUAUGCUUGAUUGGUUUAACUGGACUCCUGUGUCUUAUUUUAUACUAAAGCAUCGUACAAUCUAGUCUCCUUGAUAGAUAUUGUAAUGGACAUAAGGUUUUCACUGAGGAACACAUGGUAAUGUGUUUGUACAUUUAACUGUAGCACUUCUAUAUAUAAGCAUUAUCCUUGUAACUUAAUCAGUCAAGAAAAUGAGUUUCUUGUCUGUGUCUGUUUACUUUGGUGAGGAUGGAAAGAUUUGAACACCAGCAUGAUUGCAGUAUUUUAUAAAGACGAGAUAUUAUAUUUGAUUGGGUUCUUGAAGGUACACUUCUUAGGCGAUGUGAAACCUGAAAUGGCAAACUGUUUAAUAGCACAGUGUUGUGACCUUUAGAGAGUUCAGUGUGAUUGAUAGAUUGUUUCCUUUAGAAAAGACAGAAUUAAUAAGAGAACUUUCUAUAAUCUGAUUUUAGCUGUUUCUAACAGUAUAUAUCAAAUCAGUUUGUAAAAAAAAACCUGAUGUGAUAAUAUUUAUUUGCUGUAAUAUUUUGGAUGUUGUCAUUGUUAUUUGCUUUGUUUCAACAUGGUGCCAUUUAUUGUAAGAAAAGAUUAUUUAUUGAUAUGACACAUAACAGUUUCAUACUUUUUUUUUUUUUUUU